AAAGGUCAUUUGUUAGGGAUGCGUUUGUGUUUAUUUUCAAUAUGGAAUCAAAAAGAGGCAACAACUUACAUAGACUGGAGCAAAAAAAUUUAAUUUUAAAAUUUUUACUAAUUGGUGAUUACGGCGUCGGAAAAACUGCCAUAGCUAGAAGAUACACUGAUGGGAAAUUUUCAUCUAAUUACAAAUUAACUGUGGGUGCUGAGUUUUCUAUGAAGGUGAUACGCUGGGACGCAAAUACCAUUGUGAACAUACAGCUGUGGGAUAUUGCGGGGCAAGAAAGAUUUGGUUACAUGACAAGAGUCUAUUAUAAAAAUGCAGUCGGCUGUGCAAUCGUUUUUGACAUAUCGAGGCUCUCUUCAUAUAACUCAGUUGUAAAGUGGCUGAAGGACUUGAGAAAAAAAGUUGUCUUUGAUGAUGGCAGGGACAUUCCAGUUAUACUGUUAGCAAACAAAUGGGACAUUGGUGAAUGCUGUGCCUGUGACGAGGCCAUCAACAAGCUGUGUAGAGAAGUUGGUCUCUCGACUUGGUUCAAAAUUUCUGCCAAAGAAAAUUUAAAUAUCGAUAAGGCAAUGAACUAUUUAAUAGAGGAAGUGUUAAACACAUGGAUCGAAAAAUCAGAAACAUCUGAAACCAACUGCAUUGACUUACUACAGAGCGAUAAACCAAAAGAGAAUUCAUGUUGUAAAUGACAUACAUAGUUAUAUUUAUACAAUUGUAAAUAAAUUUAAAAGUGUAUAAAAGCAAACUGUUGUACUAAAAAAUAAGGACUAUUAAAGUUUUAAGAAAUU
Cimex lectularius (bed bug) is the source of this 788-nucleotide messenger RNA. Its product is annotated as ras-related protein Rab-32-like. The record is from RefSeq and is a predicted model, not a curated record. NCBI's taxonomy places the organism in Eukaryota, Metazoa, Arthropoda, Insecta, Hemiptera, Cimicidae. The coding region runs from base 42 to 689 and encodes 215 amino acids. Gene Ontology annotation, molecular function: GTPase activity; GTP binding. The transcript is spliced from 7 exons.